GGAUUGAAGCGGGUAUGCGCGGUUCUACAGUAAUAUCUGAUGAUGUUCUCCUCAACACCGUUGAACUUACAGCAGAGGAUGCUGAUGGCUCAACAUUCAUUCAACACUAUCACUUGACCGGAAGUACACGUAACCAAAGUGUGACUCUGCUGAUUGACAGUUUACUGACACGGUUGAAUGACCAACAGCAAUGCUCUUGUACAGUGGUUUCUCACUCAGUGGGUGAGGCCCGUCUCCUGAUCCUUCUGAUGAACAUCGCCAGCAGACUGAUGGACGACGGCCGGGUGGACGUCAUCAGAAACAUGAGACGUCUGCAAUCAAGUCUCGGUGGACCCCUUUCACGGAGGAGGAUGUCUGCCUAUGUCUGGAGUUCGCCCAGCGACGACUGGAAUCUUCAGUUUAUGUCAACGCAUAAAAACAUCACCUUGAAUAGAUGUAUAAUUUCAACAUAUCUUACAUGCUUUAUCAGCUUCUUUGCACAUGCGCAAUCCAUUCACUGCGUAUGGUGAAAGUAUGAAAUGGGCUCCAUUAUUUGCUGAUAUAGGAGUUAGACAGCUUCAGUUUCUGUAAAUAGAACAUUGUGGAUCUAUUCCAUCUAUAGAUUAUUUGACUGCUUAAAAUUUUAAUUUACUGAACAUUGAGCUAAGUUUUACAUGAUAAAUGCUAAUUGUUUUAUAGUUCCAAAUUUAAACAGUGUAUGAA
Haliotis rubra (blacklip abalone) is the source of this 702-nucleotide messenger RNA. RefSeq lists its product as uncharacterized. The record is from RefSeq and is a predicted model, not a curated record. Bases 15 to 509 code for a protein of 164 amino acids. NCBI's taxonomy places the organism in Eukaryota, Metazoa, Mollusca, Gastropoda, Lepetellida, Haliotidae. The transcript is spliced from 4 exons.